This is a messenger RNA of Nerophis ophidion (straightnose pipefish), 2793 nucleotides long. RefSeq names its product G protein-coupled receptor kinase 5 like (gene grk5l). Gene Ontology annotation, molecular function: ATP binding; G protein-coupled receptor kinase activity. Gene Ontology annotation, cellular component: cytoplasm. The transcript has 16 exons. The coding region runs from base 459 to 2216 and encodes 585 amino acids. Gene Ontology annotation, biological process: regulation of signal transduction; signal transduction; protein phosphorylation. NCBI's taxonomy places the organism in Eukaryota, Metazoa, Chordata, Actinopteri, Syngnathiformes, Syngnathidae. The record is from RefSeq and is a predicted model, not a curated record.
AGAGAGAGAGGCGCGCUGACGUCUUCUCCCUGCUACACUCUGCCAAACCUCUGCCGCUCAGUCGUAAAAAGCUGCUGGUGUCCGCCUGCUGGUGUACCGCCGUCAAUAAUCCGCCGAGGGCAGUCCGGUCUGGUUCUUCUCCGCCUGUGUAAAGGGGGGGGAGCUUCCAUAGCCCGAUCCCGCAUGGAACGGCACCGCUGGAGUAGACAUGCAGAGGCGCGCUUCCAUCCCGCAACAAGAAGCAUGUCCAUGUUGCACCGCAAGCAGACCCAGUCCACCUUCCUUCACCUCAUACGACUUUGAUAUGAGUGACAUUGCCUGGGAUACCGACGAGGAGUAAAAAAAAAAAAAAAAAAACCAAACAGACCUUCUAACCUGGCCGGGUUCUGCUGCAGACGUUUGUGUACCGUCAACCUCUGCAUACAGGAUCUUUUUUAAAUUUUUUUUAAUUUUUUUUGAUGGAGCUGGAGAAUAUAGUGGCCAACACUGUACUGCUUAAAGCCAGAGAGGGUGGAGGAGGAAAGCGGAAAGGGAGGAGCAAAAAAUGGAAGGAGAUCCUUCGCUUCCCCCACAUAAGUCAGUGCACUGAGCUGGGCAACAGCAUAGUAGAGAAAGACUAUGUCAGCAUAUGUGAGAAGCAACCUAUCGGAAGGCAGCUCUUCCGACUUUACUGUGAGACAAGGCCGAAACUGCAACGCUGCAUCCAGCUCCUGGACGCAAUGGAGGAUUACGAGGUGACGCCUGAUGAAAAAAGAAAAAGCAGAGGGGACCAGAUUAUCAAGACCUUCCUUUCUAAACAAUCACCUCAACGUGUCGACAUCGUGGAGGUCUUUGCUGAUCAGUGCCGAGAGAACCUGGAGCUCAGUCCAUGUAAGGAAAUCUUCAGCAACUGUCGCAAGGCCGUCCACGACUAUCUCAGCGGUGCGCCAUUCGCAGACUUUGAGAACAGCAUGCACUUUGACCGUUUCCUGCAGUGGAAAAUGCUGGAGAGGCAACCAAUCACUAAAGACACUUUCCGACAGUACAGAGUGCUCGGGAAGGGAGGAUUCGGAGAGGUGUGCGCCUGUCAAGUUCGAGCGACAGGGAAAAUGUACGCCUGUAAAAAGUUGGAGAAGAAGAGGAUCAAGAAGAGGAAAGGAGAGUCAAUGGCGCUCAAUGAAAAGCAGAUCUUAGAGAAAGUUAACAGUAGAUUUGUCGUGAGCUUAGCGUACGCGUACGAGACCAAAGACGCUCUGUGUCUGGUGCUGACUAUCAUGAAUGGAGGAGACCUCAAGUUCCACAUCUACAACAUGGGCACGCCGGGUUUUGAGAAAGACCGGGUCCAGUUUUACGCCGCUCAGAUCUGCUGUGGUCUCAAGCAUCUCCACCAGGAAUCUAUUGUCUACAGAGAUUUGAAGCCAGAGAACAUCUUACUGGAUGACAAUGGACACAUCCGUAUUUCUGACCUGGGCCUUGCCAUUAAAGUGCCUGAAGGGGAGCUCAUCAGAGGAAGGGUUGGGACUGUGGGCUACAUGGCUCCAGAGGUGAUCAACAAUGAAAAAUAUGGAAUGAGUCCCGAUUGGUGGGGGCUGGGCUGCCUCAUAUACGAGAUGACAGCCGGGCGAUCGCCCUUCCGUGCCCGAAAAGAGCGCGUGAAGCGUGAGGAGGUGGAGAGGAGGGUGCAGGAGGAAGAGGAGGAGUACAACGACAAGUUUACCGAGGACACCAAGGACAUCUGUAGAAGGCUGCUCACCAAAGACCCAAAGCAGAGGCUGGGCUGCCAGGGGGACCGAGCACCAUGUGUCGAGGCCCACCCCUUCUUCAAAAACAUCAACUUCAAAAGGCUGGAGGCUGGAAUAGUGGAGCCUCCGUUUUUGCCUGAUCCUCGGGCAGUGUACUGUAAGGACGUGCUGGACAUUGAGCAGUUCUCUACAGUCAAGGGAGUGAAUUUGGACCAAACUGACAAUGACUUCUACUCCAAAUUUGCUACAGGCAGUGUUUCUAUCCCCUGGCAGAAUGAGAUGAUAGAAACCGAGUGCUUCAGAGAUUUAAAUGUGUUCGGGCCUCAAGGAGCAAGACCUCCAGACCUUGACUGGAGUCAACCUCCGGAGCCACCUCGACGCAGCCUGCUCGACAGGAUCUUCAGGAGGCACCACCCAGGCGUGUCUAUUUCCCACAGCCGUGUGCAGUCUUCCAGCGUCAACUCUGUGGACUCCAUGUCCAACUCUGCCCCCUAGUGGUGCAGUGACAGCGUCGGCGCCAUACACAUAAAAGGGAAGAAGCUCAGAGGGCUUCCCUUGCUGCUGAUUGGUUCACAGCUGGGGCCAUCAGACAGCCUGUCUGAAGGGUCGGUCCAUCAGGGGAGAAUGACUUGGCCCAGAGACCCGGGCCAUUUUUUUUUUUUUUUUUUAGCGAGAUGUCCGUAGACAUCUGGAAAUAUUCGGACGAACCCUCUCAUCCUCAGGAUUGUCGGACUUAAGGAACGGAGCGAGUCGUGUUGAUGGAAAGCGUGAAAGGAUAGAAAACAAGCUAAUAUUCAGGGGAUCCUCUGUAUAAUAAAGACCCACCACACAGAAUCGAGAAGUGGGUCUCAGCUAUGCUUCUGUUUCUUUUCUCCAAAAAAAAAAAGAGUCCUUUUCAUUUCUGGCCUAUACCUUGUACCAAUAUCUAUCUAUCAUCUGUAUAUCACUUCUCUGUGUCUUACCUCAAAUCACUCCUAAACAUUCAGAACAGCCUGCCUCAUCCGUGACCUCAGCCCAUAAUGGACAUCGCCUCACGUACACUCAGGCCAAAGAUUACAGUUCAUUUUUGUGA